Molecule: messenger RNA, 1182 nt
Organism: Chenopodium quinoa (quinoa)
Lineage: Eukaryota; Viridiplantae; Streptophyta; Magnoliopsida; Caryophyllales; Amaranthaceae
Product: anthocyanidin 3-O-glucosyltransferase 7-like
Exons: 4
Coding region: 1-1182 (393 amino acids)
Molecular function (GO): UDP-glycosyltransferase activity
Source: RefSeq, a predicted model, not a curated record
AUGGAGGAGGCUGAGGAGGAAGUUGGUGUGAAGAUUAGUUGUGUGAUAUCUGAUGCAUUUCUUUGGUUUUGUUGUGAGAUUGCUGAGGAGAAGGGUUUGUCUUGGUUUCCUAUUUGGACUGCUAAUGUUGUUAGUCUUUCUGCUGCUUUUUAUACGGAUGUUCUUCGGACUAAAUUUGGCGUUCUCAAACAAGUUAUUUUAUCCAACGCCUCCGGGGCGUUCGUUAAGUUUAACAACGAUGAAAUAAAAUUCUUUGAAACAUUCUUUAUUUGUAACCUUUCACCGGGAAUCGAAGGCCGCGGAGAUGAACUAGUAGAUUGUGUUCCUGGAUUUUCGAAUGUACGCCUUAGAGACAUAGUAGAUUGUGUUCCUGGAUUGGUUACAGAAAGUAUAAACUCGAUUUUCGAUCAAAUGGUAUACAAAAUGGGACUAAUGUUGCCUAAAGCCAAAGCUGUUGUCGUAAACACUUUCGAGAAAUUAUCACCCACAAUCACCAAUGACCUCAAAUCCAAAAUGAGGUUGCUCUGUGUUGGACCGUUCCCUUUGAUGUUUCCAUCUGAAGUCGUUUUCGACAAAUAUGACUGUCUUCCUUGGCUAGACAAACAAAAGGAAAAAUCUGUUGUGUACAUUAGCUUUGGCACAGUAAUGGCACCCCCGCCACACGAGUUUGUAGCCCUUGCAGAAGCUCUAGAGUGUGCAGGUUUCCCUUUCUUAUGGUCGAUAAAUGACUCGAAUAAGGGGCACUUACCAUCAUGGUUCAUAGACCGCGUUAAGGAAGAUGAGGCUUUUGGGAAGAUAGUGCAAUGGGCACCACAAAUGAAGGUACUAGGACACCCUUCCGUAGGAGGGUUUGUAACACAUUGUGGCUGGAACUCGGUCUUAGAGAGUAUUGUGAACGGGGUGCCUCUUAUAUGUAGGCCGAUGCUUGGGGAUCAGAGGCUGAAUCAACGGUUUAUUGAGUGCAUAUAUGAAUUCGGGGUUGGAGUUGAAGGCGGUGUUUUCACUAAGGGUGGGAUGAUCAAGGCAUUGCAUCGAGUUUUGUCGAGCAAUGAAGGGAAGGAGAUGAGGAAGAGUGUAGAUGUGCUUAGAGAGUUGGCUGAAGAAAGUACUAAACAAGGUGGUAGCUCACUUGAGAACCUUAAUGCUUUGAUAGAACUUGUUUCGGGGUUUUCUGAUGUUUAA